UAAUAAUGGUAGUAUACUAGUUUAGUAGUAAUAACAAAACGAGUUCGUUCCCACAUAACAGAAAAACAAACAAUGAUGAAGAAGGAGGAGGAAUCCGGUGGCGGAACCAGAGAGAAGAACGCUGCUUCUGCUGGUGGCGGAACCAGAGAGAAGAACGCUGCUUCUGCUGGUGGCGGCGGUCGUUACGUCGACACUUCCAAGGCGGUCAAUCCUAUUUGGUUGAUGAAAUGUCCGCCAGUUGUCGCUCAAUCCUUGCGAGCCCUACCAUCCUCCUCCGAUCCUUCUCUUCCCGGUGCUAAAGUCAUCGUCUCCGUCGAUCCUCUAAAACCCGAAGAUUAUCCAUCUGAGUUUACAAUGGAGUUGGGCGGAGGUGAAGGUAAUGCAUCAAGAUGUUUUGCUAUGGACAUGUCUAAAGACUUCAUGCCUAUGUCUGUCUUUUCUGACUCAACACAAGGAAAAGUAUCUGUGGAGGGGAAAAUAGUGAGCAAGAUUGACAUGAGGUCGAAUAAUCAAAAUCUUGAUGUCUAUGGGAAAAUCUGCCGUGAAAGAACAAAGAAAUAUAUGGUCAAAAAUAGACAGAUACAGGUCAUUGACAAUGAUAAAGGAGUUCAUAUGAGGCCAAUGCCAGGGAUGAUCAGUUUUUCAGUUGCAGGACCUGUCACUGAAAAGAAGAAAGCACCAGCACGAGGAACAGAGACGAAGAGAACUAGAAGAGACCGUGGAGAAAUGGAAGAAAUCAUAUUUAAGCUAUUUGAAAGGCAGCCAAAUUGGAGUUUAAGAAACCUCAUACAAGAAACCGACCAACCUGAACAAUUUCUGAAAGAUAUACUGAAAGAUCUUUGUGUCUACAAUAACAAAGGAACUAAUCAAGGCACCUAUGAACUGAAGCCUGAAUACAGAAAAGCUGGUGAUUAGCUUCAAAUACUAAUGCUCAUUUCCCUCUCUUCAUCCUCACCUAGUAUAGAAUAAUUCAAAUCAUUCGUUUUUUUCAUUUUCUUCCGACCGGGCUGCAAAAUGGAGCAGCAUGCAUUUUGUUAGUCUAUUGAUUUUGUUAUUUUACUAACUUUUGUUUUCAA
Lathyrus oleraceus (garden pea) is the source of this 1076-nucleotide messenger RNA. RefSeq lists its product as uncharacterized. The transcript is spliced from 6 exons. NCBI's taxonomy places the organism in Eukaryota, Viridiplantae, Streptophyta, Magnoliopsida, Fabales, Fabaceae. The coding region runs from base 73 to 915 and encodes 280 amino acids. The record is from RefSeq and is a predicted model, not a curated record. Gene Ontology annotation, biological process: transcription initiation at RNA polymerase II promoter; transcription by RNA polymerase II. Gene Ontology annotation, cellular component: transcription factor TFIIF complex.